GGAGCAAGCAUGGCGGGGAGGAUGCGGCUUGUGCUGUGGAUGCUCUGUACAGUGUGGGUGAUGGUCAAGGCCAUCUCUGUGCAAACUCCAAAGGAAGUCAUCCGGGCUGCCAGGGGCAAGAGCGUCACCCUUCCCUGCACCUAUGAAACCACUUCCUCCACACGAGAUGGGUUUAUCCAAUGGGAUAAGCUUCUAAGAACUCAUACGGAAAAGGUGGUCAUCUGGAACUUUGUGUACAAGAACUACGUCUUCGGGGAACUUUAUGAGAACCGCGUCAAUGUAUCGGCCCAGGCCGAGCAGUCGGAUGCCUCGGUCACCAUCAAUCAGCUCACCAUGGAUGACAAUGGCACCUAUGAGUGUUCUGUCUCUCUAAUGUCAGAUCAGACUGGCACCAGCAAGUCGCGUGCCUACCUCCUGGUCCUCGUGCCACCUUCCAAGCCGGACUGUGGCAUCGUCGGGGAGACUGUGAUUGGGAACGACAUCCAGCUGACCUGCGAAUCCAAGGAGGGCUCCCCAGCGCCUCAGUACAGCUGGAAGAGCUACAAUGUGCUGAACCAGGAGCGGCCACUGGACCCAGCCUCAGGUGAUACCGUGACCCUGAAGAACAUCUCCACCGACACCUCGGGCUUCUACAUCUGCACCUCCAGCAACGAGAUGGGGCAGGAGUCCUGUAACAUCACUGUGGCUGCCAGGCUUCCUUCCAUGAACGUGGCCCUGUACGCGGGCAUUGCAGGGGGUGUGGUGGCGGCCUUCAUCGUCCUUGGUAUCAUCAUCUUCUGCUGCUGCUGCCGGCAGAAGGACAAGGUCGACGACAACGAGGACGCCCGGCCGAACCGGGCAGCCUACCAGGAGCCACCAGAGCAACUGAAGGAGCUGUCCAGAGUGAGAGAGGAAGAGGAAGAUGAGCAGGAGCGCACCGGGCGCCAGUCUCCCGACUCCCGUGACCGGUGA
Molecule: messenger RNA, 951 nt
Organism: Ochotona curzoniae (black-lipped pika)
Lineage: Eukaryota; Metazoa; Chordata; Mammalia; Lagomorpha; Ochotonidae
Gene: GPA33
Product: glycoprotein A33
Exons: 7
Coding region: 10-951 (313 amino acids)
Cellular component (GO): plasma membrane
Source: RefSeq, a predicted model, not a curated record